AGGAUCUACUCGAGAGUACUGCACCUGGAAUCAAGUUAUGGCCGAGCAUCUUCUGCAGCGGUUUGCCAAUAUGGCUAGCGGUGGUAACAGCAACUCCACAACCGGGCCGCCAUCUUCGAUGGCCACCAUAAGUCAGCGGAUUCAUCACGAACCGUACGUCAAGUAUCCGGUCUAUGGGCCCGGAACGGGUCCGGAUAUCUACGAAGACGGAGCUGGCGACUAUUGGCAGGGUGAAAGUGGUCCCGGGUUCUUUGCUGGAGGACCAGGAGGACCUCCGCUUCCUCCACCUCCUCCACCACCACCGGCGCCAUUUUUUCCACCCUUCCGAGGCCCGUACGCCAAGUUCGGCAAAGCUCGCUUCAAGGGCGCCUCGGUCGCGAUCCUCGUCUUCAUCGGGUUCCUGUUUUUCCUGAGCGUGCUGCAGAACUACAUCAAGGACUACUCCACGACCAGCUCCCCAAUGGCUUUCGGUUCCAAAAAGGUCAUCGUCCUGUCUUCGGCCGCCACCAAGGAUAACGUCGGAGCCCAAUAUCCGUUCCUGCAGAAGAACGUCGAUUCGCUCAACAGCCUGGAGGAGGAGGAACUCGGCACCGGUGGGUUCGGUAGCUACAAGAAAUCUUCCCUUCUGUCCUCCUCGUCCUCGUCGUCCCAACAUCACCAUCAUCGGAACCACCAUCACGGCGGCAACAAGCGUCCCAAGGGCAGCCAGAAGCGACACUCAACCGGAACCGGAAGUGGUUCGGAUGCCGUCUCGAUGCCCCCGCCGCCAUCUUUGUUCUCCGAUCUGAUCAGCGUCGAAGGACGGGAAUGACAACAGCAGCAGCAGAUGUUAUUAACGAAGUGAUGGUGCAAAUUAUUUAUUUUUGUUUUGAUCGUAGCAAUCGUCUUAGCGAAUAACACAAUGGAAGCAUUGUUUAGAGAGAUAACGUUUAGUGAAAGUUUUGCUGUCAGUAGUGGUGUAGAAAAAAAAAACAAAAAUGAUGCCGAAUAAAAGUGCUUUGCUAGUUAAA
Messenger RNA from Uranotaenia lowii, 1010 nucleotides. RefSeq lists its product as uncharacterized. The coding region runs from base 38 to 811 and encodes 257 amino acids. The record is from RefSeq and is a predicted model, not a curated record. The transcript is spliced from 2 exons. NCBI's taxonomy places the organism in Eukaryota, Metazoa, Arthropoda, Insecta, Diptera, Culicidae.